AUGGCGGCCAAGGGGCCCCGGCAGCGGCCUCGAGGGGGAGGUGGGGAUGCGGCAGCGGCGGCUGCCGUUUCCCGCCAGCGAGAAGAAGCGCCCCCGCCGGCCACUGAGGAGACCAAAGCCGAGUAGGUGGCAGAUAAUGUGGUGGGGUGAGCGAGGAGGAUAUGGGGGGGGGGGGAGCUGCCAUUAGGGGGUGACUUGGAGGGACGGAGACACUUUAUAGGGGGGAGGGUUGCCUGAGGUAAAUGGGGUCCCCUCGAGGAAUUUGAGGUAGGGUCAGAUAGGGAAGUCUCCUUUCGCGGUGGACUCGUGGGGGUGGCUCCUGUGGCGCCUGAAUUAUUAGGGCCUUCCUGACUUUAAUUUUUAUUUUAUGGGGGGCAUUGGGCUGAGGGAAGCUUCCUUAAGAGUCGGGCUCAAAGGGUCAUGAACUGUGGGGGCUUUGGAAGUGGAAUUUAUGGAAUUCUCUUUUUGUUUUGGUUGUUGGAUGAUUGUAAAUUUCAAAAUUUGGAAAAAUUAAAUGAAUUUGAAAAUUUGAAGAAGAAAAAAGGAAGUGGAGCAGGGGUGGGAGACACUUGACUGGUUUUAGGCUUUGUAAAAUGCUGUGUUGCAUCAUGGAUAUAAGCCAUGAUGAGAUACAGAUUGUUGCUUGGAAGUGGAAGGACUCCCACGAAAAAAAUGCACCUCUCAGAAUCGUGUAACGCCCUCCAUUGAAUCUCUGUCCAGCACUGUCAUAUUGCACACACAUAAACAAACACAUCCCUCAAUCGUGUAGGAGACAUGAAGCAGACUUGAGGACAUUGUCCAGAGGAUAGAGUCUCCCUAUUAUUUGUAACUCCCUCACCCUAUUCAGCUGCCUCCCCGCACUGCAAAAACAAAACAAAACCACACAUGUCCCGUAACAGCAUCAUAUAAAUAGUAUUCACACACACACACACACACACACACACACACACAGGAAGAGCUUUGUGGGACUCUCCCCGAUUCUAUGGAGACAGCAUCAAGACCAGUAGGAUGUGUUGCUGUUCUCCCCACAUAUAAAUAGGAUGUUUCAUGGGGGAUUAUGAAGCAGAGAGACACACUUCUUUCUUUCUCAUGCCACAGGCUCCCAUUUGGGUGUGUGUAGCUUUGCAUUCUUGUGCAUAGUUUCUUGAACUGAAGGCAGGAUACUGCCUCAAAGCAAGAAACUAAUGCAGUUCUUGUUCCUGCCAGCAGCCAUGCAAGAAGGUAUUUAGAAAAGAACCUUUAGCAACCCGCGGGGUAGACAUGGCAUCCUUCUUGAUUAUAGGCCAACCAAAGUUUGGGCCGAUCAGUAUAUUGUCAGAAGAAGACUCUGCACUCACUGAUCAAUGUGCAAAUCAGUGAGAAUUUAUCUGCAGUUGUCUCCACAGUGAGAAUUUUUAGAUGUGUGCAGUAUUUCUGGGUGUUUAAAAAUGCUUCAUUUUAAAAUCUGGAAUCAUUCCCUGAGCACCCUUCCCUUUUCUCAGCUUCAAUCACCUUGCCACUUCCGUCUAAUCCCCUCACCUUAUCAUCCACUCAUGGGGCUAACACCUGUCUUUUUUUGGCUCUCCCCUAGGUCGUCUGGGAGCAAAGCAGGACAUGUCUGGGCCCCUGAAGGAUCUACAGCUUUCAAGUGUCUAAUCUCAGCCAGGUUCUGUGCCGCACUGUUGAGUAACAUCUCCGACUGCGAUGAGACAUUUAACUACUGGGAACCUGUGAGUCUCGUUUGUGUCUGUGAAGUGCCUUGUUGGGGUGUGAAGGGGGUACAUGUUCAACCCAAAUCCUUAUUCACUCCUGAAUUGAGUAGUAGUGGUAUCCAGGGUAUACCCUUUGGUUUGUUGUGAUGCAGGAUCACGAUCCUGCAGGUUCAUGUUUCCUAAGGGUGACACUGCAGAUCUUUUGCUCUUCCUCUUAAUCUUUUGCCUAUAACUGGCUUAGCUUUUAGCAUUGUCUGUGUGUACGCAUCUUACUAAAGCGAGAAUUAGAACACCUUCUCACUUGAUUUUGUAACACGUCCUACAGAUGCACUACCUCGUUUAUGGUAAAGGCUUCCAGACAUGGGAAUACUCUCCUGUCUAUGCCAUCCGCUCCUACGCAUACCUGUGGCUCCAUGCCUUACCAGCUUUGUUCCACGCCAGAGUUCUGCAAACAAACAAGGUAAUGUGCAUACUUCAGGAGUCAGGAAUCCCAGGCCCAGGGCCAAAUGCAGCCCUCUCUGUCUGGCCCUUGCUAUCACCCAAGGCCACACACCCUCACCAGCCCUAUGUCAUACCCUCUUUGAAUGUUUUUGCCUGCCUGGAAUGUGUCACUGAACUUAACUAAUGCCUCUUGAUUGUGUGGAAACUAGCUUAGAAUACAAAGACAUUGCUAUGUCCGCCUCUGCCAUCACCUACCACUAGUAUGUGAUGCCUAGAAAGUUGCUCAGAUGGUUGGGUAGCCCUCAGUCUGAAAGAUAUUCCCCUCCCCCCAUGACAUACCUUGACUUCAUCUAUGUGCUGGGUGCUCUAUCCAUGGCUCACCCAAGCUUCCCCUCUCCCCAACCUCCUUCCCUCCCUUCUGUUAACAUGGACUCCUGUAUCCUUGGUGCAGUGUGGGACACCCAGUUUGCACAUUGUAAAGGGUCUGCCCACAGUUUACUAGAGUCGAAAACAGCCUAACAUUCUGUUUGUUAAUCAAAUAUCCCUUUCAUUUUUAGUCUGGGCAAGUCCAUAUUGGUGAAAGCUCUGGCUUUAUGAGUCCUUACUCAUAAGGACAGAGGUAUGUGGGUUUGACUCUGUCUGCAAGCAUUGUAAUUGUAACUGUUCAUCCUAGGUUCUCAUCUUCUACUUCUUGCGCUGUCUUCUGGCCUUCCUGAGUUGUGUUUGCGAGCUUUACUUUUAUAAGUGAGUACAGAAAGUGCUUCCUCUAUUACCAUUGUGAAUACUAUGACCAUUGACACAGCUGUUACUGAAUGGGAAUUUGUCAGUUCAUCAAAUAAGAAAUGUCCCUUGAUAAACUACUGGGCAAGUACAUUUCUAGAGAUCUUGGGCAUGUUUUCUAUGUGCAUAUCUUACAUUGUAAGCCACCUUAAGGAUCUGAUUCAGUUAGAAAUCUUAAGAGCUGGAGCAAUUUUGUAGGUUGGCCUAGGAUAUAAAUCAUUAUUAAACUGUCAGAUGAGACAGUCUUACCAUUGAGCUGCCAUUCAGCAUUGCUAUCUGUACAAACCUGCUGCUUCUCAUCACACCAGUCUCAACUGGCAUGUAGUUGGGAGACUCCAGCAAAAAGGCAGAAGGGGGCAGAGGUGGUAGGGGUUGAAUGGAGAAGUUCAGAAGACUUAUUGAGAAGGAAAUAUAAAGCCUGGUACUAUGUAUGCUGGUAGCUGGAUUCAUAGUACAGAACUGGCCAGAGGUCAUGUUACUACCUUAGAGGUGCCCAUAAGCCGUUAACAUCUAAAGCUGUGUUGUAUUCAUCAUUUAUUUAUUGUAAGAUAUUUAUAUACUACUUUUCUGGCACCAAGUGGUUAACAUAAAAAUGUUAAAACAGUAUGCAUGAAUUAAAACUACAUAAUUAAACAGCCAAGACAAGCUACAAAAGGUGGGGAAGCUUUUGGCAAAAUAUAUUUUCUUUCAGGGCAAGAUGGCUGCUUUAGUUGAGGGAGACACUACCUCGUCUGGAGCUAGUCUUUGGCCUGUUUAGCCCACUCCUGGGUCUUUCCCAGCCCAGACUCCUAAGCCCCCCUUUUAGCUGCAUAAAACACACCUCUGCUUUGUCACUAAGUUACGUGAUAGGUCUGAAAACAUAGCUGCCUUAUUCUGAGCCAUGCCUUUGGUCCAUAUUGUUGUCUGCUGUGCUCGCAAGUUCUUGGCUUUUGCAGGUCUUGGGACUUUUUGUGCACUGGAACUGCACUUAUUUUACCUUCUACUUCCCCAGGGCCGUGUGCAAGAAAUUUGGGUUGCAUGUGAGUCGUCUCAUGCUGGCUUUCUUGGUACUCAGCACUGGGAUGUUCUGCUCAGCGGCUGGUGAGUUAAGAAGUGAAUUGCUUGAGGGUUAGGAACCGAUUUCAUAUUGACUUUUGAUGGGAAAGGAUAUUCUCCUGCAGAAUUUGCAUUUUUGGGUAGAGAUGGGUAAGAGGUUGCAUGAGAGGUGGAAAUUAUAUGGUCUGUAUAGGCAAAUCUUUCCUCCUCUCUCUUUCCAGCUCCCUGUAUGCCGUUUGAAUGAUUCACCUAAUAUUCAGAUAUACCAGAGCUUUCAAAAGUGUGUGUCGCAACACAUUAGUGUGUCGGCUAUAGCGUGUAGGUGUGUUGUGUGAACACUUCCUGCACUCCUCCCAGGCCUGGAUAGUGGUUAGUUUAAUCUCUGGUUUUCUAGUAAAACUGAAUUACUGUGUUGCGAAAUGAUGCAUGUCUAAAAAGUGUGUCACCAACAUGAAAAGAUUCAGGUAGGUAGCCGUGUCGGUCUGACGCAGUUGAAGUAAAAAAUAAAAAAUAAAUAAAAGAUCGUCCAGUAGCGCCUUAUAGACCAAGCUUUCGUGUGCAUGCACUCUUCUUCAGAUACACAGACACACACUUUAGACUUCAGACACACUUCUGAAGAAGUGUGUGUGUACACGAAAGCUUAGUUGGUCUUAUAAGGUGCUACUGGACAAUCUUUUAUUUAUUUAUUUAUUUUCCCAACAUUAAAAGUUUGGAAAGCUCUGGCAUAUACUUUUCAAUCUUUUCUUCAUAUCAAUGGGGGCUAGAAACUUGUAACAAAAAUAAAUACUGAGAUGCUCAGGAUUCUGAAAAGGACAUUGGAUUUUGUACUAGGUAGUCAGUGCAGACUUUUGUUCAUCCAGAUUCUGUGGAAUUAGCAAUGCAUAAGGACUGUUUCUGGUUUUAAGAUCAGUAGAAUCAGAACAUGAAAGGCAUUCACUUUGCUUACUGCAAGAGUCCUCACUAUUUGUUGGAGAACUUAGCCUGGAUCCUCAGGUGUAACUGGAGUAAGGGACUUGCCUUGCUCCCUGAGCCCCCUGCAUCUUGGCGUAAAAAGAGACCAUCUGUUGCAGAACAUUUCCAGAGGUGAAGAAUGAGACUCCAGUUAGCAAGAGGUUGCUUAAGAAUCACCUUUUCCAGCAGAAGGAUUCUAAGCAUUAUGUUGGUUCAUAUGUAACCUCAAGCACCCCCACCCUUCCAACUGCCUUACAUUGUGUACAGUCCCUAAUCCAUCUAGCCUAGUACUGUCUACUCUGACUUCUGCAUUCAAAGCAGAUGCUCUCCCAUUGAGCUACAGCUCCUUUCCUAUGUCACAUGUUCUCAGGUUUGUGCUGAGAAAAUCUGCUGCUGACAAGGAGUCCUGAAAUGACGCCAAGUCAUCUGUGGGGCUCUGAAUGCUUUCUGCUUUCUCCCAGACCCUGAUUCCUUUUUGCUUCUUUUGCUUUUCAGCCUUCCUCCCCAGCAGCUUCUGCAUGUACAGCACAGUAAUAGCAAUGACGGGGUGGUACAUGGAUAAAAUCUCUCUGGCGGUCCUGGGCGUGGCUGCAGGAGCCAUUGUGGGCUGGCCUUUCAGUGCAGCACUUGGGUAAGCAAAAGGGAGUGGGGAACGUGAAAGCAUUUAGGGACAGGUAGCUCUAGGUGGGCCCUAGCCAGCUGCAAGGGCAACAAUGUCUCUCCAAGACUGAUCAGUUUCAUUAUUGUCCUCAGGUUAUUAUAGCUCUGUGCGCAGGGCUGCAAUAUUUGACUUGCUUGGGAUUGUAGCUGCGCAAUUGUUGUUCCUUGAAGAAGUGUAAAUGUUGUGUUUUGGAACCUGGUUGUUUUGCAUUCCAUUCAGGUGCUGUGACACUCAACUAUUGAAAACUUUUUAAUUAAUUUCCUAGGCCUCAUGGUGGCUAGAGGAAAGUUUAAGAAAUAUGUGGGAGGUACCAUCAAAAUUAACGAGAGCUUCCAUUCCUUAAGAGUACAACUGGAAGCAUUUGGCUAUUAUUGCAACUGGAAUUGUUCAAGUUAAGAAAUUAUAUCACCAUGUAAUUUGUAAAAUUCUGAGCAGAGAACUUUGCAUACUGCCAUAACAAGUGAUACCUUAAGACACUGCUUUGUAGGCACUAAGUAGGCUUCUGUAGCAGUAGUGCUUCCCUAGAAAAGAGAGAGGAUGGAUAACAGGUAGCUCUUAUCCUGCUAUGUUCACCAUGAAAAGGGGAUUCCCUGUUACUCCAAAAGGAUUGCUCUAACUUACCUCUAUCCGCUCUUUGAACCCCUCCCUUUUUUGUCCUGUAUUUCCAAAGUUAUCCAGCCAAAUCGUUCCAAACUAUGCUUUUUCUAUCUCUGUUCCUUUUGCUGCUCUGUCUUCCAGUUCUAUUUAUCUAUUCCCAUGAUUCAUAAAUGUCACUCCCUACUCCCUCUGCUGUUCUUGGGGGGGGGAAUGAAUUCCUUUGCAUCCUUGAUUAAUUUAGAAACAGGAUUAUAUUCAAAGGUAGGUGGGUGGGGCUCCACAUGGUUGGUUUGGGGGGGCUUGGAGGGGGGGAGGGCUAGAGUGAGUGUGCAAGGGUCAACUGAUAAAUGUUUUAAAACAUCCAAGUUGAGAUGUGAAUAUUUUUGGCAUCUCCUUUUGCCAGGCUUCCUAUUGCCCUGGACUUCCUCAUCCUGAAAAGAAGGUGGAGAAGCUUCCUGAGGUGGUUUCUGGUCGCACUAGUGGUGUUUCUGGUGAGUUUUCCAAGUUAUUUGUGGAGAAAUAGCUCAGAGGGGAGUGUUGUAUAAUGGGAACUGAGUGUCAUGUUCUUCCAAAGGGGUUACUGAAGAGGAGGGGUCUCCACAGUUCUUGCACUUCUGACUCCCCACUCUUCCUUCCAAAGGAGUAUUCUGCUCAGUGAAGUCAUGUGGGCAUAUCCCAUUGUGUUCUGCAUGGCUUUCUGGACAGGAAGGUAUUUUCUCUAUGGCUAAAAGAGGCACCCUGGGAAGGGGCAGUAAUGUUCAUGUCUCCUCCCAUAUUGUGGCAUCUUCACAAUGUAUGUUUCCCACAAGUCUCCCUUGACAGCAGUAGAUAAUGCUGUUGGCUGUGGGAGGGCAACAUACACUGCAAUGCCCUUACAUCAGAUGUUAUCAACCUGUGGGUCCCCAGAUAUUGUUGGACUACAACUCCCAUCAUCCCUGAGCUCUGGCCUUGCUAGCUAGGGUUGAUGGGAGUUGUAGUCCAAUAACAUCUGGGGACCCACAGGUUGAGAAAGGCUGCCUUACAUUAUGGUAGAAGUGAUAACUACGACGGGUUUUUUUUUGGGGGGGGGGGUGUAUAUGCGCACACACACCUGAUGGGAGGAUCCUAUGUUCAGUGUCAGCCUUGCAUCUGCAUCAGCCUGUAGUUCUUGUGCCCUAAAUUCUGGUCAGCACCGCUGUUUUGCUUGGUUUCCGAAUGUGGGAAAUGCAAGUGCUGUCCUGGAAUUGAGAUAAUCUAGAAACAGCUGUGUUCUUCUUGUUGAAUGAAGGUGCCCCUGGUGGCUGUUGACAGUUAUCACUAUGGGAAGCUUGUGAUUACUCCUCUCAACAUUGUCUUGUACAACGUCUUCACGCCACACGGACCAGAUCUUUAUGGUGAGUCCACACCUGGACAUAUGUAAAUGUUUUGGGGCGCUGGGUAGGGACUGCAAAAGCUAAGAUGUGAUAAUGGUGCACAGUUUUGUGGGUUGUUCCCAGAGCUGGCCCUGUUUGCAGAGCUUCCUCUAGCAGCCAUACCGUGAAACACUUGGGUUUUGCAAGCCCCAGCAGCCUCUCCGAAGGAAUCCGGGAGCAAACCUCUUAGAUUCAACUCAAGUCCUUAAAAUCGCAGCUACUUCAAGCAGACUGCAUGAGUCGCUGAUACAGUCUUGCAGCCUCUGAGGGAUCAAGGGACACCUGAACUUGCUCUUAGUUUGGCACUUCUUAACUUAAUCUGAAGCAUAAGAAGAGAUGCUUUACCUUGGUAAAGAGAUGCACCACCUGCAGACUUGAAAUGGGAUUUCUGCCAUGCAGACAGCUGGUCUCAUUGAAAUGUACAGCGGGAAGCAGGCAGACAGUAUGUAGUUAUGGGAAUUUGUGGACUAUAGGGGUUUGGGUGAGUCUAACCUUCUCUGAAACUGCUGGUGAAUAAGUCCAAAAUGAGGACAUUUAUGCAGUGGGUUGGGAAGCAAAUCUAGUUUCCUGUGAGAUGUUUCAGCUGAGUUGGUUACUGCCUUCAUUUAUUCCUUUAUAAGGACCUGUCUUACAUUGGGGUCAUACUUUUUGGGUUCAGCUAGCUCCAUACUGGCUACUCUGUACUGACAGUGGUUAUCCCAGGUCUUGGAGGUGUUCCCCAGACUCUGAGUGGGAGGCAAUGAUGUAUGUAAGACUGCAGCUUCUGGCUCUGUGGCUGUGGUUGUAACAGCAGCUUGAUCUCUGUCCUUCUGUGAGUCCUUCAACUCUGCACAAUGAUUCCAGACACACAUCACUGUUGGACCUUGGAGCCUCUUCUCUCUGUCACUGUAUUGAGCCUGACCUUUACACAUUUCAUGCAUGAGCAUGAGCUGGCUCUGCUGUCCUCGGGGGACCAGUGAAUUCUGAAGUGUCUUACUCAGAAUGACGCUUAUGUAACAUCUUCAUGCUAAUGAGAGAGCUGCUUUAAUACUGUCUCGCCUGGAAACACGAUGAAGAGCAGAAUGCCGUGUGCGUUUAGACAGUGUCACCGAGGCACACACACAAGGAUGACUCAAGGUCGGAUGUGUCUGGAUGGAUUUUGUUUGUUCUGACUUUGAAGUAAGAUUCCAUGUUUGCCUCAUCCAUCUGGGUUCAAUGCUCAGGCAUGGAAUCUGGCAUUUUAAUUUUUGUUUUUAAAAAGCAAGUUUCUAGAUCUCAUGGAUGCUGCUAAAUGUUUGCUAGUGGAAACAAAACAAGGCUUAAAAGAGGACUUCUGAUGGUCAGAAAAAGAACACUCUCUUCCUUUUCCUGUAAUUAUUCCUCAGGGCUGGAAUUUAUAUUUGUCACCCAGGCUGUGAAAAAUGCGACACCAGCACCUUGGAAUUUGGGAUAUGUUGCUGUCAUCUGUUCUUGCUGCCCAUAAACCUCAUCACCAUGCUCUUGUUUUGAUCCAGUACAUGCAACCCCUUAUUAUCCACUGUCACUAUCCGUAUGGUUGAAUGCAUCAUACUUUCUACUUCCAAGAUAAGAUUAAAGGGUUUUAGCCUGUGCUAUUCCUACUCAGAGUAUACAUGGCUAACAUAGGCCCAAAGUGGAUCAGAUAUAAAUUUUGAAAAGAAGCAGAAACAUAGCAAUUGACAGAGGAGAGGAAAAUGGAGACAAGGAAGUAAGAGAAGAAUGUAAUCUUGGGUUUAGUUUCAGGAAGCAAUGAGGACUAAAGUGAGUGUGACCUUGGCUCUUGGCAUUACUGGAGUGUUUCUUAGCUUCCAUGCUUUAAUGCUGCUUGAUAAUCCACAUAGCAGUGGCAAUGCUCUUACCUUGUGCUAGAACAGUAUUGGGUAACGUGGUGGCCAUAUUGGCCUAAAACUUAACAAGCCCCACUCCAAAGAUACAAAAGCUCGUAGCAAUUUGCUACUGAAGAAGCCCUCCAGGAGAUGAAAGCAAGGCAAAGACGCAAUGUCAUCCUUUCUACUUUUGUCUCUGCUAGGCGACAGGUGGUACAGGCCUUUGUUCCUAGAGAAGGUUCACCUGCAAGUUCAGAAACUCCCACAAAUAGAUGAUUGUCUCGCUGGCCCUUGUGCUGUUGACUUUCCUCUGUCGUGGAUCAUGACUUCCCCAAAUACACGCUAGCCUAGGAAGGGUAAAGAAAACCCCAUUUUCCCUCCAGCAACCUUCUGCACCUCUUUAAAGGGGGGGGGCUGCCCUUGUUCUUGAGAGAGCCAUGGGUCUUAAAGGAGAAGAAGAGUUCAGCUGAAGCAAGUCAGGAAGGUUGUCUGCUUCGCAGGGCUGUCUGCAGCCAGCUGCUGGAUGAAUCGUUCUAAAUUGAGGUGGAACCGCGAUGUCUUUUGUUCCUUGCGUGCUUUUUAUAGCUCCACUACGCAAUGCAGUGUUACCCCAGAACUAUUCUAAUCCCUUGAAUCUCCUGUGCCUCUGCCAAGCCUUCUAAAUUGGGAAAGCACCUUUGCUAAAGAAUUAAAGGGGUGGAGGAGGAGAAAGAAGAACCGUUCGUUCUUUGCCAUGGCGGGUGGGGGGAAGGUCAGCUGCCUUGGAAUUGCUGAGGGCCCCAAGAGCAAGGCGCCCUUUUCCCUUUCUGCAUGACUCUGUGUGACAGCCUUCCCCAAACUAGUGCCCUCCAGAUGUUUUGAAGUACAACUCCCAUCAGCCCCAACCGGCAUGGCUGUUGCAGUUUGAAGCAUCCGGAGGGCACCAUGUUGGGGAAGGCUGAUGUGUGAAGAAAAAGGAGCAAUGAUAAAUAAUUACAGCCAGCAUGUUACAGGACGUAUUAACCUAGUCUGAGGGGAAAAUAAUAAUUGGACUCUUGCUAGAUACCAUACCUGGUUGAAAUUUGCAGAUUGCCAGUUGUCAUUUCAGGUGUUGCCGAGCAAGGAGCCUGUGUUUACUAUGGGUUGUUUUGCCCCCCUUUAAAAUUGAGCUGCAGUUCAUCCCUGCUCUCUUGACAAACAUCUCUGUCCGAUAUGAAUGUUCACACCUGAACGUCACAUUUACAUCUUAGGUGAACACUUAAAACAAGCAAAUAAGCAAGGAGCUUAAAAAAUAAAAAGUAAUGUGUGAGGAGGAUAUAAUGGCUAUUGGUUUUGAUGGCUAUAGGAAGCCACCAAUUCUGGAGGCAGUAUAUCUUUAAAUAAUGGGUGCUGGGGAGGAACCAUGGGGGAAAGCUGUGGCAUUCAGGCCCAGCAUGUGGGAUUCCUAGAGGCAUCUGCUGGACCUUUUGGCUAGAGGGCUGCUCUUUAUGUUCUGGAGAGUCCUGAGGAAUUGCUGGGUCCAGAACUUUGCUAUUGCCCUGGAGAGUCUCUGUCUCAGGUGAUAGGCCCUGACUGCAGAAGGGCAUCACGAGGCUUCUUCAGGAGUCUGGAAAUAUUACACCUUUGCAACACCCCCCUCCCUAAUUUUCUCUUCUCUCUUUGCCUCCCUUAGGUACAGAGCCCUGGUCUUUCUACUUCAUAAAUGGCUUUCUGAACUUCAACGUGGCCUUUGUGCUGGCACUCCUGGCCUUACCCCUAACCUCCCUCAUGGAAAGUCUGCUGCAGAAAUUUCACGGUGAGUGCUGCGGUGUGUUUUUGGAGCUCAGCUGGAAGCUACGGUAUGACUGUCAGGCGAUAGCUUGCUUGCAAGCGCAACUUCAUUUGGUGGAAUUGUCCAAAUCCUUCCUGACUGCAAGUGUUCAGAGCAGCCGCAGAAGGGCAGGGCAGUCAGGGAACCUCAGGCGGAAUUUCAUGUACAGAGAACCUGCUAUUACCCGCCACAAAAAAUUGAAGUAGGAUUCUAGCCCUUAUGAUGGACAGAAAAGCAUUAGAAGUUCUAGGUGGCUUUUGCUGGAAUCCUGGAAUUCCAAGCGGGACUUUCCAAUGGCUGGGGAGCAGGAACUUUGAUGCCUGCCUGCAACUCCUUGUAUCCUCUUCUCCGGCUAGUGCUGGUGGCUGUUAUUCACCUUGGAAGCUUUUUGUUAAAUUUAAAAGCAGAGUAUAAGUACUUAACAUGAAUAAAGUGUGCCUUGCACAUGCAGCCUCACUGCUUUCUGUUUUCUUCUCCCCCCUUUCUGAAAUUCUUGUUCUGUAUGUCAGUGGCUGUGUGCUAUCAAAGGGCACCAGUUCUCCAAUCAGGACUGCUUUUUUAAAAAAGCAUCAAGCCUGCCUCCGCAACCCCUGCCUGGUCCCCUACUGCCCUGAUGCCUCAGAAAUGUUUAUUUAUUUAUUUUAAAUUUCUUUGCUAGCUGCAGGCUUGCUUAUCCAGUAUUUAUAGAAGUUAAACAACUUGCAAAUGGCAGCAGCCCAGCUUUGCCACAGGGCAGACACGCAAGUUCUUUCUUUGCACAUUUUAGUUUUGAAAAACACCACGAGGAUAGAGGAACUCGAAACAUCCCCCAGCCUGGUCUUCCACAGGGGUGGGCUGGCUUCACUCUGCUGUGGCCCAAUGUAUUUACUUGUUACUAGCAUCCCUGGAGGUCACUGAUGUGAGUGAUUUUUUAAAUGUGGGAGCAUAUACUCCAGAUCUCUAAACGGUUAAGGCGUAACUUGUUCCUGCUAGGUGUUCCUGAGAAGGCUCACCUGCUUAACAGCACAAGGAGUGCUAUUCUGGAUCAGACCAAGCUUUGAAAAACUCCAGCAUUCUUUGUUUUGAAACAAACAAACAAACAAAAUCCCAGAAACCAGUGGGGCACUGGGGAGGGGAGUGUCUGCCAGAUACUGACUAGUGGUCCACUGGUGGGCCAUGCUUGUCUUUCUGUCUUGCCCAUCUCUGAAAUGAAGGCUUGUACUUCCAGGGAUGUCCACUAGAGUGCACUAAGCGCUCACGUUCUGCAGAGGGCGCCGCAUGCACUGUGGGAAACAUAAAGGCCUCUUGCCAGCCAAGCCCAGUAGUGGAGGCUGCUGUAACUACCCAUUUCAUGCCUUUCUGCUUAGCAGAUUGUGUCCCGAAGCGGCGGCAGGGGGGGUCCCUUCAGUUGCACGCCUUGUUCUCACGGGCUUUGUGAAGCGCUGUGCAAUCCUGAUUUGCUUUAACACCCCAAGCUUUUCCUUUGGGGGGCAAUUCAGGAUUUUGACAUAUAUUGAGCUGCCUCUGCAGCCCUUGCAAAUUGAAGUAAUUGCUGUUACUUCCAAAUAAAUGACUUCCUGCUUCAUUCGAGGGGAGACAAGGGAGUGCCUUGGUUUUGUUUUCCUUCAAGAGAGAGAAUGUGCGUUCAGAGUUCUCGGUGUACUCUGUUGCUGCUGUAACAAAGCAUUGGAGGUUUUAGAAGUGCCCACCCCUAAGCAAGCACAUUUUUCUUUCAACAUCUUAGGCUCCUUAGAAUUCCCCUUUGGAUGAACUUCUACAGCACCUAGCAGGUAGCUGGUAAAUCAAAGACUGUUCUCGUUUUUCCUAUCACUCUGCUUAUAAGCCUGGGGGAAAGUAUUUAUUUGUGAAAUUUGAGGUAUAGGCAUUAAUCAUUUACCUUUGCCCAAGAUCGGGUGGCUUUGAGAUGUAUUUAGUAGCUGUGUACCAAGCACUGUACCUAUGCAGCUCAGGGUUCACAUCGGAGCUCCAUAAAGCAAGCUCCAUAAAGCUGGGUCAUGCCUGAUGAUAAGGAUGCAAGAGGGGCAUUGCUGGAAGAGGCCAAGGGUUUCCUUAGCCCAGCUUUCCAUUUCUAGCAGCAGCCAGAUUGAUGCUCACAAACAGAGCAUGAAGGAGUGAUCCUCCCCUGCCAGUGGUGGUCUUUUGAGUUACAGGUCCUUCAUGUGUGACUGUGUAUACCUCUAAAGCACAUUCAUUAUUUCCCUAAAAGAAUUAUGGGCACCCUCCCAGAGUUACAAUUCCAACAGCCCUUAACAAAUUACAUUUCCCAGAAUUCUUUGAGGGAGAAAACAUUCAUCAAAUGUGCUUUAAAGGCAUAGUGUGUACGCAGCCUAUGAAGCCCGCAUCAGAUUUCCCCACCCAAAAGCCCAACAGAGACCUGAAAUAAACAGCAAAGCGCUGCAUUCCAAGAUAAGGGUGUGGUGGGGUCCUGAUCCAAAUGCCUUGCUUGUCCUUGAGCCUCUCCCAUCCUGGAGCUAACCCCCCCCUUUUUUUUUUGUUUCUUCCAGUUCAGAAUCUGGGACGGCCUUACUGGCUGACACUUUCUCCCAUGUACAUCUGGAUCCUGAUUUUCUUCAGCCAGCCUCACAAAGAAGAGAGGUUUCUGUAUCCCAUCUACCCCCUCAUUUGCCUAUGUGGUGCUGUAGGACUCUCUGCCCUUCAGGUGCGUUUGGGGGUGGCGAUGGCUGAGUGUGGGUGCAGGUGGAGAGGGCCCACACCUAAGCAAAGCUAUGUUCAUGCUAGGUGGUUCCCCCUUCACCGCAUUGCUCUGAGUUCCCAACUUGACGCAUGAGCUUUCCAUGUAUCCUCAAGAGUUGACAUGAAGCAAUAGUAAAAGAGAGAGAGGUUUGCAGGAAUCUGUGCUAUCCAGGAACACACAAGGAGCUUUUGUCUUCCUGUGGUUCCAGCUGCACAUAGGAGUCCUGGGCUGGUUGCUCACAAAGUUGGUCUGGGGUUGUGCCAAAAAAAGUAUAAAGGUGGGCAGCUGGCACCAAAGUAAGUCCACACUGUUGUCUCCCAGUGAUGCUCCAGUUGCUCCUUUGCUCCAGUUGGCUCCUUUGCCAACCCAGUACCCUCCAGAUGUUUUGAGCCACAACUCCUUCAGCCCCAGUGGCCAGGGAUGAUGGCAGCAUCUGGAAAGCGCCAGCUGCACCAUCCCAUUCCGCUUUGUAUUUACCGAACUUGUGCAGAAGUAUAAUUUUAUGGAAAGGCUGUUAGAGGUUUAUUUGCAGCAGCCACCCUCUUCCUCCACUGGGUUAUUGAAAUGAGCUCUAUUCUCCCCUCCUCUUGUUGUAGUCUAAAUGACAUUCAUAUUUUGCUUUUCUCUCUCCCCUUCCAUAGAAAUGUUACCACUUCAUAUUUCAACGUUACCGCCUGGAGCACUACACUGUCUCUUCAAACUGGCUGGCCCUGGGGACCAUCUUUGUCUUUGGGCUCCUGUCCUUGUCGCGCUCUGUAGCUUUGUUCAGAGGUUGGUUCUGGAGAGGCUGUCCUGCUGCUUAUUAGUCAGAGGUGGACAAACAAACAUCGUAAUGCAUUUCAGGGGUACCUUACUCCUCCCUUAUCCAGAAACCAUGGAGCAGGAGACACCUGACCAUCAGCAUGCCAUCUGCGGAGAAUGGCAUUCUUGGUAGCUGAAUCACAACUUUGGAAUUUCCAUUUGCCAAAGUCUGAGCCUAGCCAUCUUUUGGGAGUCUUUCAGGCCUUUUGGUCUGUGCUGGUGGUUAAUAUUGGUGGUAGUCACGAGAUUUUAACAACUCUUUUGAUUCUUUCUCUCCUGCCCCUUUUGCUUCUCUCCUGAUUUAAGGAUACUGUGUGCUACCCAGAGCCUUUGGGAUUUAAUGUAAAAUACUUCAGAUGUGUUCUGAAAUUGGGUAGCUAACCUAGGAUGCUUAGCAAAGCACAUGCAGGAGCCCCUUUUGAAGUUAAGAGGCCUUAUGAGAGCUGGUGUGGCAUAGUGGCUUAGAAACUGAGGAAGUCCCUGGUUUAGAUAUUGUCUCUGGCAUUUCAAGUAAGACUGGGAGAGUCUUGACUUCUGACUGAAUGUUGGAGAGCCGCUGCUGGUCUGAGCCUGUUGGACUCCGACUCCCAUCAGCCCCAGUCAUCAUUACCAAUGGUCAGAGAUGCUGGGUGGUGUAGUCCAAUAUUCCGGAAGUUUUCUAUCCCGAGUAGAUAAGAUGCUGAGCUAUAUGGGCCGGUGGCUUGGCUCCUUACAAGGCAGUUUCCAAAGUGUAAAUUUCUGGUUCUCUUUGGUGAGUGCAAGGGAAGGGCAUUUUCGCAGUUCAUCAUAGCUCAGGGAAGCUCAUGCUGACUUGAAGGGGUUCCUAAAAUUGUUUAGGCACAAAGGCACAGCCAACUCUUCUUCCUUUUUUUUUCACUUGCAGUGUCUCUUCCUCUUAGGUUACCAUGGGCCCCUUGACCUGUACCCAGAAUUCCACAGAAUCGCCACUGAUCCCACAAUCCACACUGUGCCAGAGGGGAGGCCGGUUCACGUUUGUGUGGGGAAGGAAUGGCACCGUUUCCCCAGCAGUUUCCUCUUGCCAGAUAAGUAAGUCAAGACACAAACAGGGUUUAUCCCAUAAGGAUGCAGGUGCUGUUCAUCACCAUAGAUAACCAAUUUGAGCAUAGACCAGGAGUAAAUACUUGGGUGGAGCGGUGUCCAUGCCAGCUGCUCAACAUUGUCAGCCUUCCAGGUCAUUUAUGCCCCAUCUUCCUCCAAAAGCACAUGAGGUGGCUUAUACAAAAUUAAUGCAGCACAAGAUAAAAGUAAAACCUAAAAACAAGAGAAAAUGCUGCUUAGAAACAAAAACUAACUAGCCAAACCAGCAGCAGUUAAAAACAAACAAGCAGCAGUUUCCCCUCUGAAUACCAGGUGCUGGGAAUCGCAGGAGGGGAGAAUGCUGCUGCUAUGCUCAUGUCUUGCUUGAGAGCUUCCCAUGGGGAUCUGGUUGGUCACUGGACUAGAUGGGCCUUUGUCCUAAUUCAUCAGAGCCCUUUUUACAUUCUCAGUUUUCAAAGUAGAUCACAAAGCAACAGAAGACUGAGGACUAUGGAACAAUGUCCUCCUCUGGCUCCCAGGUUUGCCAGCUUUUAAGUAAGGUUGCCUCUUAACCAAGAUUUGAAACCAGGAUCUGCUGCUGUUUUCCAUAGUUUGUGAGAGAACCUCAUUAGCAGCUGCAAUGGCCAAGUUCCCCCAGGCUCACUGAUGGUGAUGAGAACUGGGUUGCUUUUGGCCACUGCAGGAAUCAAAGGAAGGUGUUGAGGCCGGUGAGAUGGAGAGAGGACCUGGACAUUGUGACCUAAACACUGGGCAGUGUUGUGUUGUGUUGAGGUUGCAAUUUUGAUGUGUUUUUGGUUUAUUGCCAGGUUUAAUUUUUCAAAUGUCUCAUUUUAUUUUAUUUUUCUAAUAUAUUUAUUGCUCAAUUCUUUUUGUAAACUGCUUUGCGCAUGUUUGUUUGUUUUUUUACAAUCAAGCAGUAAAUAAAUUUAUGAAACAAGUAAUUUUGCAGGACUGCAGAAAAAAAAUGCAGAAUGUGGAAUUAGGAGCAGAAUUCAGUUUCCUAUAAAACCCACUUCAGGAUUAAAAAAAAAUGCACAAAGCAAGGUUUCUAGGCCUCAUGGCAAUACAAAGGAGACAGGAGCUUCUGUGAGCUCCUUGCUCCUCCCCUCAUCUGCAUCCAUUAUGCAAAUAAUUGCAGAAAAUGACUUUUCAAAAGAUGAGACAUGAUUCAGAUUUACUCAGGUAGUGCAGAUGGCCAAAUCCAGCUCCUACAGUAAUGUACUUUGGUUUGGCUGAAGACAGAAUUUUAAGUGGGAUUUUUUUGGCUGGGUGUGUUGUGUGUGCUACUGAUUAGCACAGCUUUGCGUUUAGCUUUUCAUGGUGACACUGAUGCUCACGUCAGGCUGCGCUUAUGCCUGCCCCUUCAGCUUCAAACCGAGGCAGCUUUGCCUGCACAGACGUUACUGUAGCUGUAAAUUCAAGGGUUUAAUAACCUAACGGUACCUAGACCAUAAUGCGCCAGAUGGAUAUCUCCCCCCCCGCCACACCUUUAAAAAAAGAGAGAAAGAGAAUGAGGCAUUAAAUCCCAACACCGUCACAAGGGAUUGAUGAUUAAGAGGAACAAAACUCGCCCAAGACUACGUCAAAACUGCUGCAGCGUUGCAAGAGCUGGGAUUAGUUCUGGCCUUGCCAGUGAUUAGGGCUCAGGCAGCAGCCGAGGGCUGUGUUCUUGGAGUCACUGGAGCAUGUGUUAAGGAGCAUCAAGGACAAAAAGGCUUUCUGGAUCUCCUGCCCCACUGAAGCACCUUCUGCCAGGGUUGCUCUGACCCUGUUGCAGCAGAUGGGCUCCGAAUGAUACCUGAGCUGCGAACUUUCUUGGCGCUUGUAGGCAAAAUGUGAAUUUAGCAAGGCUAUGUACCUACAGGAGCCUGUUUGUUUCCCCUUUUUCCUGACUCUGGCCUUUGUUCUCUUUGCACUCUCAGGAGUGUUGUAUGUUUCCCCCUCUCACUGCCCCCCUCACAAUGUCACAACUGCAGCAUUCCAUUUCCCCAUGGUCUGCAGCCCUCUGAUGAGGGAAGCCCCUAGAAUAUGUAACAUGAAGAGCAGUUAAUGAUAAUGGGACUGUGAACAUGCGCACACACACACACACACACCCCACUCCCAAAUCCUCAUUCACCCACGAAGGAAUCACAGGCACAUCCUCAUCCUGUGGCCUGCAGAUUACAGUGAGCUGCUCUGUAGCGGACAGCUGGCAACCCCAAGCUGUGUUCACAGCCUUUGCCUUGCUGGGUUAUUGCUGUGGCGUUUUGCUUGCAAGUUAAAAGCCCACAGGGUUUAAUAUCACCCCCUCCCUCUUACUCCCUGCAGUUGGCAGCUUCAGUUCAUUCCAUCAGAGUUCAGGGGCCAGUUGCCAAAACCAUUUGCCAAGGGACCAAUGGCCACUCGCAUCAUUCCAACAGACAUGAACGACCAAAACCAGGAAGAGCCCUCCAGAUACGUAAGUGGCAUCUUCUCUCUCUCUCUCUCUCUCUGUCUGUCUCUCUCUGGUACCUUGGAAAGGACACGCUUGCUGUGCCCAAUGGGAAACAGCACUCUUGAUUUCUUUCAGGACAGAACUUCUCUUUAGCAUGUGGGGGGUUCCUGUGUACCUGUUUAAACAUAAGCAGCCAUAGCUGGGGGACACCACUGCAUUGGACAAAGCUGUUUCCGUGAUAAGUGCCUGGACACUCAAGUAUUUUAAAAAAAACAAAACGUAACUUCUGUCACCAAGUUGUCACAGGAUGCAAGCAGAAUAGAUACACCCAGGUCCUAAAAACGUAAACUCUUAUGCACAGUACAACCUGUGGCCCAAAUGUGCAUAUGUGAGACAGCUGUAACGCAGAAAAGCAUCCCAAUUGUUGUUCUUGUACUGAUGAGGCAGGCAAGGAGAUGUUGUCCCUGCAAAGAGCAGGAGUCCUGAUGCUGUGUGAGCUGCAUCCCUGUAGGAGAUGGGAACCAACCCAAAAUGUCCUCUCUCCCUUCCAGUUUGACAUUUCCAAAUGCCAUUACCUGGUGGAUUUAGACACUGUAACUGAAGCACCCAGGGAGCCACGGUAUGCAGCUAACAGGGAAGAAUGGAUCAGUAUUGCUUACAAGCCUUUCCUGGAUAGUUCAAGGUAAGAUGCUGAAAAGCACAAGGGGGAAAGGAGGGCUAUAGGGGGCGUAUUCUGCCUAUUUAGGGAUCUUCAAAACUCAAUUAGGGAACUUGCAUCUUUUGGGGAGGGAGGGAUGGAAAAGUCGUUACCUGAAAAAGGGAGCAGUAGCCAUGUGUGUGUGUGCGUGCGCACUCUUAACCUGCACAGGCAAACUGCACCUGCUCUGUCUGCUCCUUAUGACGGUGAUGUUUGGAAUGGCAACAGCCUGCACUGCUGGUGGAUUUUCAAUAAAGUUUCCUUUUGGGAUGACUUGGUCCAGGGUUUGAGUCAUGCUAGAGGUUGAGAAGGAAGGAAUUCCCCCCCAGCAGGGAGGACUGUUGUCAGCCAGCAGCACUCUUCUUCCUUCCUUCCCCCCUUUCCCUUGCAAGUGAGUUGUUGACUGCUAAAAAGAUUACUGAGGUGUGAAGUUAAUCACAUCCCCUCACUUCUAAAUUUGCAUUUCCCCUGUGUCAUCCUCUUCCUCCUCUCAGCAACUGUUCUGGCUGAAGUUUUGCUCCCAAGUCUACUGGUCCCAGGGGUGCUCACCUUUCAGGAAAGAUCUGCCAGCCUCAUGAGACAACUGAGGGUGGGAUUUCGGGUCCCAUGCAAUCCACUUCCUCUUCCCCUUCCAGCCUCACGUUGACGGCUGCGACAUGUCUGGCUCCUCCGAAGUGUUCACCAGCUGUCUGGCUUCCCCAGCACUCCCCACGCUUUUCUCUUUAUAUAUUUUAAAAGAUAAGAGCGUGAUCGAGAAUUGUUAUUUUAAAAAAAUAAAUAAAAAGCUUGAUGAGUGGGUGGAUGGGAAGCCAGCUCUGCGAGAAUUUCCCCAAGGAAGGUGGCAGUGGGAGAUGUGUUAAUAGGUUACCAGCUUGCUGGAGUAUCUCAAUAGGCAGCUGGGGGGGGUGGCAGGAGGAGGUGCAGCUGACUGUGCUGGCGACCCAGAGAGGCAGCAUCUGAAGCAGCUGCUUCCAUCCUUGGCCACUUCUGCCGAUACUGAAUCUGAAGAAAUUACAUUGUGUUAAAUAUUCCAUAGCUUGUGCAGCCUGGCAAUAAUUCUGUGUGCGAUGAAGUGGUAUUUUUCACUGUGGUUUGGCUUAUGCACUCACAAAACAUAUAGAAAUGCAUUGACAGUGAGACAAAUAUCUCCAGUGCUUUAGUUUCUGAAAAGGAAGACAUCUGACCUUCAGUCUGCCCUUCCUCACCUUGGGGAAAUCCUUCCCUCAAAUGUCAGAUGUGUUUGUUCUGCAGUACGUGUUCUGCACACGCUCAGAGGAAGUGUCACUUUCAUUAUUUUAUAUGUUCCAAAGGAAAAUGGGGGCUUAAAAACUGAAAAGUUACUGGGGCUCAGUCCUGGCAUAUGUUUAAUCCCUAAAUAUUCUAAGCAGCAAGCAUGAAUUGAAGCCCUGAGCCCUUUCCAUGCCUUCCUUUUUAUGGGAACCUGGUGGAAGACCCUCCGUUGACUUGCCUGUAGCAGUGACAGCUGGUUACUGCUUGCUCCUGGUUCAGAGGGAGGAAGAGCGAGAGCCGGGGGCAUGCUGGAUUUUGGCAGCCUCUAGAUCUGGCAGCUGCUCCGUCGAUCCAAACAUAGCGGUUCCAAAAAGAGAGAGUGGCGGGUGUAUGCAGGGGAAUGGAUCUGUUAAUAGCUAUUGGCUGUUUUCAGAGACUGGAAUUUGACCGAGGAGAUGGAGGGAGAGGGGAGGUCACGUGGCUGCUUGCAAACGGACUCGAACCUCUGGCUGGCUGCCCCUCUCUCAGCCCGGCUGACCUCCACUGCAGUGCAGCCAGCUGCCUAACUCCUGAACCCUCAGGGAGAAUGCGGACUAACAACUUUCUGUUUCUCUGUCCCCCUUUGUGGUCUCCAGGCACUGUGUAAAUCAAAAACCACCAGACUGACCAUGACCACUGCUCAGUGUUCUCAGGCAAUUUCUACAUGGGUGGGCCUUGAGUUUAGCUGCUCCUGCUGCAUUCUGUACCUGAGAGUGCCACAAUUCUGCGCUUGAAACUAUUUGUGUAAAUGUAGUAAUAUAGCAGGGCUGUAGCUGAGAAACGGGAUUUCAAGUAACAUUUUGGGCUUGGAGGCUGGGGUAGGAGGGACCAGGGCACAAACACAGGAGAGCCAGUGGGGGCUGCUGCACUGGGCUGCCACUCUGCGCUUGCUGCCUGACGAGUGCGUUUUAUCUUUCUCACAACUACUGUUCCUCUUCUCUGGGAAACUGAAUGACCCUGGCUGCUCGAUUCAUGCUUGCUGAACCAGAGGCUUCUGGGACACAAAGAGUCCCCCAUUGACGUCAGCCAGUGCCGUGGUAACUCUCAGUUGGCUUUGAUAAAUGGUGCUGCUAAUUGAAUUAGAGAGCACUCAGAGCCAUCGACUAAUUAUGCUACUCAGGCAGCAGCUUUGUCUGGGUCCAUUUAAUUCUGCAUUGGCUGAGCGCUUCAGUUCUGGGGGAGGAAAGGGCAGGAUGGAUUAGGGAUCCCAGCUGAGGCAGCAAAGGCAUGUGCCAGCACUUUUAAACCAAGGAGACCCUCCCCAUUCCCCACCAGCUGCCUUAGCACUUCCCCACCCCCUCAAGCAUACAAUAAGCGACCAGGGGCUUUAAGCAGGCCAGCCCUCCCUGUCAAAUUCUUUUUUGUUCCCCUUUCCCUAUAAGUGAUGUUCAACUGCCCUUAAUGUUCCAAUUCCCCCCUGCAUAUCUAGGGAGUCUUAGAAACCCUCACUCUCUCUGUGGCUAGGCCUGUUUUGGUGCCUUCCCACCACCAAGUGUGCUAUUAAUAGCUAGCAAUGUGUGUGUGUCAUACAUUUUAUUUUCAAAAGCUUCCUUGGUUUUCCAGGUCCUCAAAGUUCUUUCGGGCCUUCUACAUCCCCUUCCUGUCCCACCAGCACACAACGUACAUGAACUAUACCAUCCUGAAGCCUCGGCGCUUCAAGCAAGCCAGGAAGAAAGCUGGAGGCUAG
This is a messenger RNA of Podarcis lilfordi (Lilford's wall lizard), 21780 nucleotides long. NCBI's taxonomy places the organism in Eukaryota, Metazoa, Chordata, Lepidosauria, Squamata, Lacertidae. The record is from the annotation of a GenBank genome assembly.